This is a messenger RNA of Ustilago hordei, 2703 nucleotides long. RefSeq lists its product as uncharacterized. Gene Ontology annotation, biological process: endocytosis; actin cortical patch assembly; actin cortical patch localization. Gene Ontology annotation, cellular component: actin cortical patch. The transcript has a single exon. The record is from RefSeq and is a predicted model, not a curated record. Bases 1 to 2703 code for a protein of 900 amino acids. Lineage: Eukaryota; Fungi; Basidiomycota; Ustilaginomycetes; Ustilaginales; Ustilaginaceae. Gene Ontology annotation, molecular function: Arp2/3 complex binding.
AUGGACCCAUUCGCCAGCUAUGCAGCGCUCGACAAUCCACAACAGUUCUGGGCCGAACUCGAGGAUAUUCUAGAUACCCCCUUCCAUCCUCCACCACCCUCCUCCUCAUCACAUCCUUCCACUUCGACCGCAGAUGCAGAAGCAUUGCUCCACGCCAAACGCAUCUACACCGCCAGCGUGCUCGCCAAGUUCCUCCACCUCUGUGCCGCUUCCUUCAACGACAAUCUCAGCUCUGAAUACAACCAGCACUAUUGCAUCAGCCGUCUUUUCUCUUCCACUGCUUUUCAUGACGAUGCAGAUCCAUCACCAGCAGCAGCCGAUGAUCCGACCAACAUUGCCAUGCACCAGCUCGCUGCAGAAGAGGCUAUCCGCAUUAUGCAGACUUCCACCUCGAUCCCUGUCCUGCUCAUCACCUACGAAAUCGUGCUCCAAUACGGAGACGCUUUCCCUUCCACAUACAAAUCUGUCCAGGCUUCAGCUUCGACAGUAUCCUUUGUUGGCCUGAGAGCAUUCUUGCAUAGGCUGGUGCAUCAGAUUUGGGCAGGAAGCUAUGCCGCACAAGCAGAGGCAAAGAUUGGCAUCUCCCAACAGCAGCAGCAGCAACAGUCGGGCCUCGUAGGCUGCAAUGGUGCACACUCGCAUCAACAAGAUGCCUACCAACAAGUCCAUCAAGAACGAGCAUCAUCAUCCACAACGCCAGCGCAGACUUCAACAGCGACCUACAUCGAGCGCCCUCUCACCUCCUCUUCAGCUUCCAAAUCCAUAGCCAUCCAAAUCAGUCUGCGCGAGAAAGCCGUCCGGAUGCUAUACCAAGUUUGUCGUGUUCAGAAACUCGAACCUUCUCAUCUCAAAGCCUUUGACGAACGAUUCAUCCACCAUCUCUUCGAUCUCGUGGAAGAGACGAGACAUCAUGAUGAUGAAGAUUUCAAUUAUCGACUCAUCAAACUCCUCGUGGCCGUCAACGAGCAGUACAUGGUCUCCACCCUCACCCUCACCCUCACCCUCACCCUCACCUCCACCGCCUCUGCAUCCAGCUCGACUGCCACUGUUUCGGCACAGGUCGAUCCUACAACCCGGACCCAUACCCGCCCGCUCAACUUGGUGCUCAGUGUGUUGCAGCAAAGGUUGAAUGCAAGUAAAACUUUCGGCGAGAACGUCAUCUUUAUGCUCAAUCGCGCCUCCAGCUCCGAUGCUGAAGACGUAUGCAUGCAGUUGCUCCUUCUCAAACUUCUCUAUCUCCUCUUCACGACAAAGGCGACAGCGUGUUACUUCUACACCAACGAUCUCAGGGUGCUGGUCGACAUUUUUAUUCGCAAACUACACGAUCUUCCCGAUGAGUCCGAGUCUCUUAGACACACCUACCUUCGAGUUUUACAUCCCUUGCUUACAAAUACACAGCUUUGCACCUAUCCCUAUAAACGACCGCAAAUCAGACACUUGCUUGAUGCUUUACUUGCUCAUGCCCAUUUACGCGAUAUAUCACCAACGACGAGGAGGCUGGUGGAUAGGUGUUUGCGUGCCGAAUGGUGCGUAGAGUUGGACAGACUCGAUGGAACAGAGCGCACUGCUAAAGUCCAACCCAUAGGAGGAGGUCAAAGUCAUAUCAAGGUGAUGCAGCCAGGUGUAACAUCCGAGGGUUUACCCAUGUUAGCGACAAAGAUCAAGGAAAACAGCGAUAGUGUACAAGCUACCGCAAACUCACUCGCUGCUACAACCGAGGAAGAAGGUGUCAGUCCGGUAAGCAUCGACACUACCUUGUCUGCUACCAGCCUCAGCUUGGAUUCCGCAUCAGAACCACCCAGGCUCAGUUCAGGAUCAGCAAGUCUCAGCGUCCCAUCCACACUACCAACUAGAGAUAAAAGUCUCGCAUCCUUCUCCAACCAUGCUCGUUCACCAUCGGAAGAUACUUCUCCAUGCCGACCCACCUCUGCCGCAGCUGUGAGCAGUGCUACGGAUAGCACACUGGCGCAGAAUCGUAGAGCGCUUUCAGCUUGUACUCAAUCGGCUUCUUGGACUCCACCCAGCGUUGAUUCUCCUGGCUUACGCCAAUCUUCUCCUUUGUCCGAGGUGGGUGCGCAGAAGGAUGAUGCGUUGAGCACCGCUAGUUCUUGGCAUGCAUAUCGGUUGCAGGAUGCACUCGCUCAAUCGGGCAACGUCGAGGGUGGGGAAGGAUCGCAUUUCGAUCAAUAUCAGAACGAGGCAGAGGCGAGGGUUGCUUCUCCGCUUGUAUCCGCGAAUACAUUCCAGGUGCUCAGUGGUGGUGGGCAUUCGGGGGAAGGAUCUGAUUCAACCAUCACCGCAUCUUGCCCCGUAGGAACUGGAAUGAAUCCAACCCCUCCAGCAGGAGAGGCACCAAAACGGAGAAAACCACCGCAACCACCCACUUGCGCAGCAACAACACCAACCGCCGCACGCAGAGCAAUGCAACUCUCUUCCUCAGAACCGCAUUUCUCGCAUAACACCAAUUCUCCAAAUCCUCCCCACUCAGCAUCUCCUUACCCCGCUUCGGCGAGUUCAACCCCGGCUAAUCAAGAUGCAGGACAAUCAGGAGGUGCAAAAGGUAGUGUGGCGAGUGGUGGAGGUAGGAGAAGACCUCCCCCUCCCCCUCCCCCUCCCCCUCCCCCUCCCCCUCCCGCAGUCUCUCAGAUGGUACAAUCGGUGCAAAGGCGAGAAAGAAGAGCAAUCCGCCAGCUGAAAGGCUGA